Rhodamnia argentea is the source of this 1818-nucleotide messenger RNA. RefSeq names its product calcineurin B-like protein 1. Gene Ontology annotation, molecular function: calcium ion binding; kinase binding. The transcript is spliced from 9 exons. The coding region runs from base 999 to 1640 and encodes 213 amino acids. The record is from RefSeq and is a predicted model, not a curated record. NCBI's taxonomy places the organism in Eukaryota, Viridiplantae, Streptophyta, Magnoliopsida, Myrtales, Myrtaceae. Gene Ontology annotation, biological process: calcium-mediated signaling.
AUGCUUUGCUCUGGAAUUCGAUUUCUGGUUUCAUGGACGACGUUCUUGUUCUCGCUCUCGUGAAAUUGUUUUCUUGCUUUCAGUUGUUUAAGAUGACGUGUGUUUUUUUUUUCCUUAUUCUGCAUGUUCGAGUCAAAACGUGUAGUUCCGCUUCGAUGGAUGACGAAAGGAUGAACGAAGUUUAUGAAAAUUUUGGCGUUCAAAUUCUGGUGCUUCCGGAGUAAUGUGGAACCUCAAUCCGACGUUUGAGUUGUUUUUGGGGGUUUCUUGGUUUUUAAUCGAGUGGAUGGAUGACGCGAGGGAGAGAGUUUUGAUGCUAAUUGUGAGAAUGUGCCUGAGUCCUGAAUUUAUGGUAAAGCUGCCGGGUGAUUGAAAUGAUUCUUUUAGGCUCCUUAAAUGGAUGAUGUGGAAAAUAUUCUUAUGAAAAUGAUUGCUUGCGUUGCUUACAAAUAUGAAUAAAACCAAAAAUAUUUUCACCAUCAAUCAAGGUGUUUAGACAAAAAUUGUUGUCGACUAUGGAAAUAUUCUUCAUUGAUUAAUUAUUUCAAACAAUACAAGAGAACAUUUUUAGGAAAAUAUUUUUCAGAUCAUCCAGCGAAGCCUUAGUGAUAAUUGCUGGAUGAUAUUCUGUUGAUUGAGCCUUCAUAAUCAUCUGAUAGGACCAGCAGCAGCAGCAGAUAGUUUUGUCCUUUUUCCUGAAGAAUGUAGUGUUAAGAGGCUCGGGCAAAGAUUGAAAUGAAACUUAUAGCUUGGUGAAUCUGAAAGUUUGAAUUUUCAAUUGUAAUAUCUAUUUGGGAUAUGUCACUGUUUAUGUAGUUACGCUCUUUUCUUUUUUCUCCGCAUUACUUUACAAUGAGAUAACUUGGUUAUUAUUGUUUCACAUGGUGAUCUUCCAAUUUGGUUUGCGCUUUUCAAGGUUAAGAUGGUUUUGAUAAUAUGUUGUAGUGAAGCUCAUCGAGUAUCUAGUAGUUCGCUGCUUCCUCUAUCUUCUUCGGUAAAUGGGCUGUUUCCCAUCGUCACACAGAAAACAGUUCGCUGGAUAUGUUGACCCUGUGACCCUUGCUUCGGAAACAGCUUUUAGUGUCAGCGAAGUUGAAGCACUGUUUGAGCUGUACAAGAGUAUGAGCAGCUCCGUGAUUGAUGAUGGGCUAAUAAAUAAGGAAGAGUUUCAGUUGGCUUUAUUCAAGAACAGAAAGAAGGAGAAUCUCUUUGCUAACCGGAUUUUUGAUCUUUUUGACGUUAAACACAAGGGCUUCAUUGACUUCGGUGACUUUGUUAGAUCUCUCAACGUUUUCCAUCCUAAUGUCCCUCAAGAAGACAAGAUUAAUUUUUCAUUUAAGCUUUAUGAUUUGGAAAGCACGGGAUUCAUUGAGCGGCAUGAGGUCAAGCAAAUGUUGAUAGCUCUUUUAUGUGAAUCAGAAAUGAACUUAGCUGACGAAACGAUCGAGAUAAUCCUUGACAAGACUUUUCUCCAAGCUGAUGUAAACGAGGAUGGGAAGAUAGAUAAGUGCGAAUGGCAGGACUUUGUUUCUAGAAAUCCAUCCUUGCUCAAGAUUAUGACCCUCCCCUAUUUGAGGGAUAUAACGACGACGUUUCCUAGUUUUGUGUUCCAUUCCGCAGUUGAGGAGAUUGUUACCUAAGGAGGUUGUAUGCAGGAACCACGCCAAUUAAUUUCCUGUUUUACACAAAAUCCAUUGAGAGAACGUGAGAUACUUCAUUCAAGGCCAAAGUAUCUGCAUUACUUCGAGAAUGGAACUUUGCCUACUGUAGAGAUGAUUGUGCAAUAGGGUGAAGUUUUGUCAAUCUUUUUUUAGCAUU